UUCCUCUUCACAUUGAAGCUUUUAUUUUUCUUAUAGGUUUCGUGUCCUCCAAGUGGUUCUUUCUUCUCAAAGGUCUUUAAACGAAAACGCGCAAAAUCAACUUUUUGACGUUCUUGCUUUAUAUUGACGGUUUCUUACUUAAAUUCCCCGACAAAUGUCUUUCUCUUUUUCUAGCUUCAUCUUCGUCUUCUUUCACUUUCUCACUCUCAUUUCUUAAACCCUUUUUCACUUUCGGUGUCUAGGUUUGGAUUUUAUCUUCCAAGCUCCUACAAACUUAACUCGUUCUUCAAGAUUCCAGCAUAAAGACUCAACCUAUCUCUGUUUUUUCUUCUCUUGAAUUGCUUUUGGGUUUCAUCAGAAGUUAAAGGAAAUGGCCGGUGGUGGUGGAGGAGGAGGAGGGGUAGCGCCGCCGCUAAAACAUGAUGGGCUUGAGCCACAUCCGGUGAAAGAUCAACUUUCUUCUAUCUCUUAUUGCAUCACAAGUCCUCCUCCUUGGCCGGAGGCAAUACUUUUGGGGUUUCAGCAUUACUUAGUGAUGCUUGGAACAACUGUUCUCAUCCCAACAUAUUUAGUUCCACAGAUGGGUGGUGGAAAUGAAGAGAAGGCAAAGAUGGUUCAGACAUUACUUUUUGUUUCUGGACUUAAUACUUUAUUGCAAAGUUUCUUUGGGACUAGACUUCCAGCGGUCAUUGGAGGCUCUUACACCUAUGUACCAACCACGCUUUCCAUCAUCUUGGCUGGUCGGUACAGCGACAUUUUGGAUCCUCAGGAGAAAUUUAAGAGGAUCAUGCGAGGAAUCCAGGGUGCUCUUAUCGUUGCCUCGAUUCUUCAGAUCGUUGUUGGCUUCAGCGGGCUUUGGCGCAAUGUAGUUAGGCUCCUGAGUCCUCUCUCUGCAGUUCCUCUAGUAGCACUAGCUGGUUUUGGACUUUAUGAGCACGGUUUCCCUCUGCUAGCCAAAUGCAUCGAGAUUGGACUGCCUGAGAUCAUCCUUCUACUCUUAUUCUCACAGUACAUUCCUCAUCUCAUUCGAGGAGAAAGACAAGUCUUCCAUCGAUUUGCUGUGAUUUUCUCUGUGGUUAUUGUCUGGAUUUACGCGCAUCUACUUACCGUUGGUGGAGCCUAUAAGAACACAGGAGUCAACACUCAGACAAGUUGUAGAACAGAUCGUUCUGGCCUUAUUAGCGGCUCUCCAUGGAUAAGAGUUCCUUACCCUUUUCAAUGGGGACCUCCAACAUUUCAUGCCGGUGAAGCUUUCGCUAUGAUGGCUGUUUCAUUUGUUUCCCUAAUUGAGUCCACAGGGACUUACAUUGUUGUGUCGAGGUUCGCAAGCGCAACUCCGCCCCCGCCUUCCGUUCUCAGCCGUGGGGUUGGUUGGCAGGGUGUAGGAGUUCUUCUCUGUGGACUAUUUGGAGCAGGAAAUGGAGCAUCUGUGUCAGUAGAAAAUGCCGGUUUGUUAGCGCUAACACGCGUUGGUAGUAGAAGGGUAGUUCAAAUAUCAGCCGGUUUUAUGAUUUUCUUUUCCAUUCUUGGUAAAUUUGGAGCUAUCUUUGCUUCGAUUCCAGCUCCAGUAGUCGCAGCAUUACAUUGCUUGUUUUUUGCAUACGUUGGUGCUGGUGGUCUAAGCUUACUUCAGUUCUGUAAUCUAAACAGCUUCAGAACAAAAUUCAUCCUCGGAUUCUCGGUCUUCAUGGGCUUAUCGAUACCACAGUACUUCAACCAGUAUACAGCUGUUAACAAGUAUGGACCAGUUCACACACACGCAAGAUGGUUCAAUGAUAUGAUCAAUGUUCCAUUCUCUUCUAAAGCCUUUGUGGCUGGGAUUUUGGCAUUCUUUCUUGAUGUAACAAUGUCAUCUAAAGACAGUGCGACGAGGAAAGACCGAGGGAUGUUUUGGUGGGAUCGAUUCAUGUCGUUCAAAUCAGAUACUAGAAGUGAAGAGUUUUACUCUUUGCCUUUCAAUCUCAACAAGUAUUUUCCCUCUGUGUGAUCAAUGAAAAUUAUGCUGAAAGUGUUCAUUGGCUUGGCACUGACUCUACUCUUAUGUAUAACAUUUUGUGUCAAAUAUAACUCUGUUUUCUCAAACUGUAUCCCGUUUAGUUACUUUGGUAAUGUACUUCUUUGUGGUGUGUGCCUGUUUUCAGCGUAGGGCACUUUGCACAGCUUGCCGUUUCAGAUUGAUGUUAUUUGACAUUUCUAGCUGGAAUUUUUUCUUUCUCUAGAAUACAAAGGAGGAUCUAGAGAAUAUACACUAGAGAUUUACAUAAGAAGAUAUGGAAGUUUAACAUUUAUCUAUUACUCCAACAAGCAGC
This is a messenger RNA of Arabidopsis thaliana (thale cress), 2309 nucleotides long. It is a transcript of the gene NAT7, whose product is annotated as nucleobase-ascorbate transporter 7. Gene Ontology annotation, molecular function: transmembrane transporter activity. Gene Ontology annotation, cellular component: plasma membrane; membrane. The record is from RefSeq and is marked reviewed. Lineage: Eukaryota; Viridiplantae; Streptophyta; Magnoliopsida; Brassicales; Brassicaceae. Bases 371 to 1987 code for a protein of 538 amino acids. The transcript is spliced from 13 exons. Gene Ontology annotation, biological process: transmembrane transport.